Messenger RNA from Dufourea novaeangliae, 1650 nucleotides. RefSeq names its product protein TBRG4. The transcript has 10 exons. The record is from RefSeq and is a predicted model, not a curated record. NCBI's taxonomy places the organism in Eukaryota, Metazoa, Arthropoda, Insecta, Hymenoptera, Halictidae. The coding region runs from base 41 to 1600 and encodes 519 amino acids. Gene Ontology annotation, biological process: regulation of mitochondrial mRNA stability.
UAUUUUAUUUCUUGGUGUUUACUAAACUAAUUUGCCAAGAAUGUUACAAUUUAGUACAACUAUUUGGACUAUAAGUGCCAGAUCUGUGCCACGAUUAUGUUGGCGAUUUACAGCAUUGCUUUCAUCAGGUUCGGCAUCUGUUGCUCCAGAACCUAGUGCCAUAGAUGUUAAGCAAAAUCUGGAGUCACCGUCACAUAAGAUGAAUAAAGAACAACUUGUAAAAUUUAACGAACUCAAAACAACAUUGUAUAAUACAUUAAAAACACAGAGCAUAAUUGCUCCUAAAGUUCAAAGAGCUGAGACUAUACAGGACUUAUUGAAUCUUAUGAAGAUGCCACAUUUGUCUCGAUCUGAUAUUUUAAAUGUUAUGCAAACUAUCAUACAAUGGAUAAAUAAAAGUGAGAAUUCAUCUUUUAUUCAAAGUAACAAAUUUAUUCUUAAAGAAGGAAUAAAUGAAGCAAUAUCAACCAAUAACAUUGAAGCACCUGAAGUAACUGAUUUUUCUAGAUAUACUAAGCUUUCAACAUCUUCAAUGAUCAAGGAGGUAUUACAGUUAGCAAAAUCUAAAAGUAGAAAGCCGAAAGAAUUGAAAUUCUUAUGUGAUAAUAUUACUGAUUAUAAAGAGAAAUUAAGUGUUGGAGAAUGUUCAACAUUGAUGUACUCUAUGUGUGCUUUAAAUUAUUGUGAUGAGAGGUUGCUUGCAAAGAUUAGUUCCAAUCUCAUGAAUACUGUCUGUACAGUAAAAUCUGGUGCAGUAAGAUCUAUAUUAAAAUCUAUGGCAGUAAUUAAGUAUAAAAAUAACAACCUUUUAGCGUUUAUAUGUAAUGUUAUGAUGCAUAGCAAAGAGAAGAUAGAGCCAGCACAUAUUGUAAACAUUAUAUACUCAUUUGCAACAUUAGGGUUUGAUUCGGAUCACACAAGUGCAGUUAUAGAGAAAUACGAGAAAGAAUUAACACAGGAUUCAGUCACAGCUGAUGAUUGGUUACACUAUGUUUGGUCUUUAGUUAUACUGAACAAGGUAAAACAUUCAUUUCUCGAAUCUGUACUAUGCGAUAAAUUCAUUAUGAAAAUGUUUUCUAAAGAUUCAAGUAAACAUGUAACAAGAAAAUUGAAAUUAUUAAAUAUCAGUGGUGCAGCGAAAUUUUCGUCGGACUAUAAUGGGCCAUUACUUGAUAACAAUGCAGUGGUGAAGGAUAUAGUAGUUCCACUUUCAAAACAAAAAGUAUUAUAUGUCAAGGCAUUAGAAGAAACAUUAAAGUCCUUAGCACCUUCUCCAUCUUCACUAUGCUAUAGGAUAAAUGUAAAUACGAAAAUGGGCUUCUUUUUGGAUGCUGAGUGCUUUGUAAAUUCUAAAUCAAAACUUGUUAGCACAACUGACACAACAGUCAAUAACAUAGAUAAAGUAGCCAUAAUAAUACAUGACUAUUUCUCCUACUGUUAUGGAUCCAAUGAACUCCACGGAAUAUAUAAACUGUAUAACAGAUUAUUAGAGAACAGUGGGUAUAAAGUUCUACAGAUUUCUUAUCAACACUUCGGCUUAGAAGACAAACUUGUUAAGCGUGAACAGUUCUUAGAAAUGAGUAUUCAGUCAUUAAAAUAAAUAUGAUUUAGUAUCAUGUAAUACUUGAUAAAUAAAAAGUGUACAAAGUG